Messenger RNA from Suricata suricatta (meerkat), 2872 nucleotides. RefSeq names its product protein tyrosine phosphatase receptor type N2 (gene PTPRN2). The coding region runs from base 16 to 1398 and encodes 460 amino acids. Gene Ontology annotation, molecular function: protein tyrosine phosphatase activity. The transcript has 12 exons. Gene Ontology annotation, cellular component: secretory granule. Gene Ontology annotation, biological process: protein dephosphorylation. Lineage: Eukaryota; Metazoa; Chordata; Mammalia; Carnivora; Herpestidae. The record is from RefSeq and is a predicted model, not a curated record.
CACGGGACACCCGCGAUGUGCGCGCCCCCGGUCAGUGAGACCCUGAGGCUUCGUCUCCCCGCCCUCCACCCCGCCGGGAAGCGCUCUGGACCCUCGCGUUCCAAGUGCCCCGCGGCCCCUGGCGAGGAAAAGCGUGAGAAAAGCAAACUCAAACUUCUGCCUCGCCGGGCGGAGCGAGAGGACUCGACACCAUUCAUCGUGCUCACCCUGGUCUCCGUCGUGGCCAUGGCGGGGGUCCUCCUGGCCUCCGGUGUCAUCUACUGCCUGCGCCACACCUCCCGCUCCAGGCUGCAGGACAAGCUGUCAGGACCAGGGGACCCCCCUGUCCCAGACGCCACAGCCGCCUACCAGGAGCUGUGCCGGCAGCGCAUGGCCACGCGCCCAUCGGAGCGCCCGGAGGGCCCGCACGCGGCCCGCAUCGACAGCGUCUCCUCCCAGGUCAGCGACGGGCCGGUGCCCAGCCCUUCUGCGCGGAGCAGCACGUCGUCCUGGUCAGAGGAGCCAGUGCAGCCCCACAUGGACAUCUCCACCGGCCACAUGGUCCUGGCCUACAUGGAGGACCACCUGAGGAACAAGAACCGGCUGGACAAGGAGUGGGAGGCGCUGUGCGCCUACCAGGCGGAGCCCAACAGCUCGCUCGUGGCCCAGAGGGAGGAGAACGCACCCAAGAACCGCUCCCCGGCGGUGCUGACCUAUGAUCACUCCCGGGUCCUGCUGAAGCCGGAGAACAGCCACAGCAGGUCGGACUACAUCAACGCCAGCCCCAUCACGGAUCACGACCCCAGGAACCCUGCCUACAUCGCCACCCAGGGACCACUGCCUGCCACCGUGGCCGACUUCUGGCAGAUGGUGUGGGAGAGCGGCUGCGUGGUCAUCGUCAUGCUGACCUCCCUCUCGGAGAACGGCGUCCGGCAGUGCCACCACUACUGGCCCGACGAGGGCUCCAACCUCUACCACAUCUACGAGGUGAACCUGGUCUCCGAGCACAUCUGGUGUGAGGAUUUCCUCGUGAGAAGCUUCUACCUGAAGAACCUUCAAACCAACGAGACGCGCACCGUGACCCAGUUCCACUUCCUGAGCUGGUGCGACCGCGGGGUGCCCUCCUCCGCGAGGUCGCUCCUGGAUUUCCGCAGAAAAGUAAACAAGUGCUACAGGGGCCGUUCUUGUCCAAUAAUUGUUCACUGCAGCGACGGCGCCGGCAGGAGCGGCACCUACGUCCUGAUCGACAUGGUCCUCAACAAGAUGGCCAAAGGCGCGAAGGAGAUUGACAUCGCCGCGACCCUGGAGCACCUGAGGGACCAGAGGCCGGGCAUGGUCCAGACAAAGGGCCAGUUCGAGUUCGCGCUGACGGCCGUGGCGGAGGAGGUCAACGCCAUCCUCAAGGCCCUCCCGCAGUGAGCCCGGCGGCCAGGAGGCGCCCGCACCCGGAAUGACAGUGACGUGUCUUCGGUCGCUGCGUGGUCAGCGCAGUUUACCGGUUACAAUGUGCAUUGUCGUUGAGCCAAAUCACAGUGAGGAGAGGUUUGUGGAGUCGUCCAAUCACACGGGGCAAUCACUUUAUCUGUCUUUACUUUCCUGGAAGAAAACCCUUGUCCUUAAAGCACACAUUCCCUUCCUAACUGCAAACAGCAGCGUCCUGACGAGGCAGCGGCCUUCACACUCGCACGGGCUGCGAGGGCUGGCUUGUGACUGCGGGUCUGGGGCGCGGCCGGCUCCGCAGGGAGGGGGCCGGGCUGCCAGGGCACGGAGGGAAGGCCAGCAGGUGUAACAAACCCAUUCGGCAUCUGUCCCCGAGCCGCUCAUCACCGGCGAGAGCCGCUGGCUUCUUCCGGAGUCCGAGCAGCAGUGGUUAACGUCCAGCAGCUUUGGGGCAAAUAAAAUCAUCAGCGCAUCUCCUUUCUGGCCCCACCCUGGCUGCUGGACGCCCGCCCCCGCCACUGUCCACAGCCCGUCUCUACCGCCCACCCCCGGGGACAGGCAGGGACAACUGCUCUCCCGCCUGGGGAGCGCCCACCUCCCUGGCCGCCGCCCGGGGUGAUGCCUCACGCUGACAGCCAGGCUAGAGGCACCGAAAGUAUGGAUUCACAGAGCGCGAUGGCAGGCGCAGCGACGGUCGCCCUCCCUCGGGACAGCCGGGAUGGGGGCCGGGUCCCUGAGGAGCGCUCCACCCCCCCCUCCCCCGUCAGGCCUGCUCCCCCAGGGGGUAUCGUGGGCCCGCCCGCCUCCCGAGCGCACCGCGGGCACCCACGGCCAGAAGGAGAGGCAGGGUGCCGUACCUGUCUGCCUGCGGGCGGGGUGGGCCUCCUCCCGGCCAUCAGACCCUGUCACCUAGGUCAGACCCUCGUGCGACUCGCGCACAGGUGUCCAGAGGCGAUCCGGGUUUGCCGAGGUAACACCGGACCAUCAGGUUGGCCACCGCCAGUCCCGGAAGCAGGGGUUCGUCCUGCUGAGCUGGGACCGUGGCCGUGGGAAGGCACGCAGGCAGCUGCACACACCGCGGCUUCCGCUAGGAUUAGGUGCAGGGCGUCGCGGUCCCUUCCACGCCCUGCUUGGCGCACACGCUCCUUCCGUCCCACAUAGAUGGCGUCCCACAGGCGGUCUCUGGGAGAGCGGCCUCUGGCUGGGGGGCAGGUGCCAAACGCAUUGGUGUCUGUCAGCGGUCCGUGCCGUCAUCCGCUGCAGUAGUUCCAUGUCUUCGCCAGACUUGUUUCUCCCUUUCCGGAAUCCAAAUAAUGAAUAGAAACCAAUUUAUCUGAAUAUAGGAAGCAUAUACCUACUUGUAAUUUCUAAAUUCUUAUGUUUCGAAAGAAAUCCUCCAGUGUCAGAUAUAUAGAUAUAUUUAAUGGUGUCAGAUUAAACUUUUGAUUUCACA